AUGGUUGAGCAAGAACAGCUGCUGACGGCCAUGAAUGCUUCUUGUCUCCCCGAUCGCCCUGCAGAGACUCCUCAACAGGUUGUCCUGGUACAGCCAGAGAGCCUUGUCAUCUCUGAAGGGGGAACCACUGUACUCAAGUGCGAGGUGGAGAACGCAUCCGGCAUUGUGCAGUGGGCUAAGGACGGGCUCCUGCUAGGUCCCCACCGGGACAUCCGUGGGUUCCCCCGCUACAGCAUGGUGGGAGAACCGAGCAAAGGCGAGUAUAAUCUGCAAAUAACAAGGAGCCAGCUGGAAGACGAUGCCUUGUAUGAAUGUCAGGUGGGACCCUCUGAGAGAAGCAGCGCCAUCGUCUCGCACAGCGUGUUGCUCAACGUGCUCGUGCCCCCUAAGAUGCCGCUCCUUACAGACUAUGAGGCCAACAGCACAGUGACUUGGGUGGCUGGUGUGGAGUACACAGUGAAGUGCCAGGUGAAGGAUGCUCGGCCUGCUGCAGAGAUUGCCUUCAGCAAGGGUGAUGACAAUGUACCAGAUGCUGAAUCUAACACCCUGCCGGGAUCUGAAGACAAACUCUUCAGCACGGAGGCUGUGCUGAGGAUCACCCCCCAGAGCUCAGACAAUAGGAAAUGGCUGAUGUGCCGAGCUUCUAAUGCAGCCUCUUUAAUCCCAGCGGUUGCCGGUUUCACCAUGAACGUCCUGUUCCCACCCGACCCACCUGUCAUUUCGGGCUAUGAGGGCCCUGUUGUCAAAGCUAAGGACAAGUUAAAGUUGACCUGCAUUUCUCCGAGUGGAAAUCCUCUGGCUACCCUGCAGUGGCUGAAGAAUGGGGAAGUAAUUUCCACCAGCUGGGAGACGGAUGAUACUAACCAAUUGUCCCGGAGUUUCCUGACUCUCAGCUUAACAGCAGAAGACAACAAUGCUACAGUGACCUGCCGGGCAUUGAACCAAGUGUUAUCCCUCCCCCUGCAGGCCAGCUUAACUCUGCAUGUGGUCUUUUUCCCUGAAGAGGUGAAAAUCAUUGGCUCAAGCAGUACUCCGGAAAACAAGGAGAUCUCUCUGAGCUGCUCUACCUCCUCCAGCAACCCCCCUGUGCAGUUGCGCUGGUGGCUGGGCUGGAGGGAGCUCAACGCCACUGAAGUCAGCAUCUCAGAGGGAACUCAUGGUGGAAAAAUCGCCGUGUCGAACCUGACGCACAGGGCACUCCGAGAAGACAAUGACCUGCCGCUGACCUGUGAAGCCUUCAAUGAAGCCAUCCUGUAUGCAAAGAAGGCCAGUGUGACCCUCAAAGUACUGUAUCCUCCUCAAAAGAUCUGGAUUGACGUGCCUCCCCCGGAAACAGUCUAUCGAGCUGGCACCCAAGUCAAGCUAACCUGUUUUGCCAGUGGUGGGAAUCCUUUGCCUCGCCUUGAUUGGUUCAAGGAUACCAAGAUAGUGAGGGAUGGGAUAUUGCCGUCCACAGGGCCGUCAGGAAAUAUCGUUUCCAAGGAGUUGCUCCUGACCACUUCCCCCAGUGAUAAUACGGCCAUCUACCGUUGCAAUGCCUCCAGUCCCUCGAGAACCCAGCCUCCACUCACAGCCUUCACUCGUCUGCAUGUCCAAUUCCCACCCCUGCAGGUAACAAUUACUACGACAACCAAAGAAGUCAGACGUAACCAAACGCUGAAGCUUACCUGUCGGUCGGGCAGCAGCAAUCCUCCUUCCAAACUCACUUGGCUCAAAGAUGGAAAGAAGUUGAAUGCAAUCGACUUUGGGCAGAAGAAGGCGGAGUAUGGUGGUUUCUCCACUUCAGGCCAGCUGACAUUGGUGGCUCUCUCUGCAGAUCAUGGGAAGAGGGUGGAAUGCCAUGCAUACAGCUCAGUCCUCUCCGAAGGCUUGAAUGCCUUUUACCAGCUCAAUAUCCUAUUUCCUCCAGAGUUCUCCAUCGAGCAGCCCCAUGUGGUGCGAGCUGCAGAGCAUGAAGUUAUCCGGCUGCCUCUGCUAGUCUCUGCCAGCCCUCCUGAGAUCACUUACCGCUGGAGCUUCCUCGGAGAGGUUCUUCUUACAGAGGGCUCCCCACGGUACCACUUGCGAGACGGCGGAUCUCUGGAGAUCUCGAAGGUGAUACGUGCAGAGGCCGGCCAGUACUCAGUGCGUUGUGAGAACUCUGAAGGGUUCAACGAGAUCACCAUCUUGUUGGAUGUCCAGUAUGCUCCAUCCAUACGUAGCAUUGGAGACCCAACCACCGUGGACUUGGGGGGCACAGCUGAGAUUGUGUGUCAAGCUGAUGCCAACCCUGCACCUGCGGGCAUGUUCACUUGGAGAUGGCUCGGUGAGUUGGAGCGUAACCUGGAAGAGCUGGGCAUUGAAGUGCUGUCAGAAGGGCUGGUGGGGCGACUGCGUGUCCAGGAGGCAAAGCGAGCCCAUGCUGGACUCUAUGAAUGCCAGGUAGACAAUGGCAUUUCCCCAGCAGCAAGGAGCAGCGCCCGCUUGGUUGUACAAUUUCCACCAGAGAUCAUGAAGAGCCCUGGACAGAGAAAAGUGGGGGCUCCGGGGGAUGGGAUAAGCACAGCCGCUCUCCCGUGUCAUGCCCAAGGCGUUCCCCUGGUGGAAUUCAGCUGGUCCAAGAAAGGGGUUGCACUUGAUCUUCAGAAUCCAAGGUACACCAUUCUCACAGAACAUAAAGCAUCUUUGCACACCAGCAUUUUAACCAUUGCUAACGUGAGCUCAGUUCAUGAUUAUGGCCUCUUCACCUGUACAGCCAGCAAUGCGAUGGGCACUGAUAGACUUGACAUCCAGCUACUUAGCAUCAGCCGCCCUGAUCCCCCAACAGGGUUAAAGGUUGUCGCUGUUGCCCACAACUGGCUGGCUUUGGAGUGGACCCCCGGCUUUGAUGGAGGGCUUGAGCAAAGCUUUCGUGUGAGGUAUCACAGGCCAGGGACGCCCAGCUUUCUGGACGUGGAUGUCUUCCCACCACAGUCCCCCAUGUUCACCUUGACGGGACUGCACCCAAACACUCCCUACAAUGUCUCUGUCAAUGCCUGCAAUGCUCUUGGCAAAAGCGACUUCGCUGAUGGUGGAGCGGGGCUAAUGGUCACCACCACAGGAAUAAAGGAGGAGCCGAUUGAGAGAGAGCCCCAAACUCCACCCGUACCUGAAUCAGAGAGCUUUGUUUUACCUCUUUUCCUUAUUGAGCUCCUUGGUGCUCUGGGAGGGUUCCUGAUCAUUUCCAGCCUCUCCUUCCUGGGCUACCUACUCUAUAAGCGGCAGGCCCAAACCCUGCAAGGAGAUGGGACCAAAGAUGCAGCUGGGUCGAAGGUGCGAAGUGAGAACAAGUACUCCGAAAACAAGUGGCUGAAAUUUGGUGCAAGUUCGGAGGCCAGCACAUCUCCCAGGGGUAGCUCUGUUGGAACCACCACCAGCUCUGUGGCCACUGCACGGCCCUGGACCCGGAUGGGCCGCCAUGUUGACAGCGAGACCGAUGGCAGCAUAAUGGAGCCCACCAUGUCACCCCCAUGGCUUGGCUCCCCAGAACUCCAUGAGUAUGAAGAAGUGAUGGUGCCACAAAAAUAUACGGGAAUGGGACCUCUUUACACUCCCAGGUACCCCACGGAAGUACCUUGGAUUCCUGAGUACGAGGGACCCUAUCAGCAGAGCAGAAGAUCACUGGGUGGCUAUGAGGAAAUAAUGCCGAUUUACGACCUUGUGGCUGAUUCUCCGCCAGUGGGCAGGGACAGGGCAUUGCCAUUGGAAUAUCUUGGGGAAUUGGUCUAA
Messenger RNA from Eublepharis macularius, 3747 nucleotides. It is a transcript of the gene NPHS1, whose product is annotated as NPHS1 adhesion molecule, nephrin. Gene Ontology annotation, biological process: cell-cell adhesion. The transcript is spliced from 28 exons. Gene Ontology annotation, cellular component: cell-cell junction. Gene Ontology annotation, molecular function: cell adhesion molecule binding. NCBI's taxonomy places the organism in Eukaryota, Metazoa, Chordata, Lepidosauria, Squamata, Eublepharidae. The coding region runs from base 1 to 3747 and encodes 1248 amino acids. The record is from RefSeq and is a predicted model, not a curated record.